AUGUCGGUUUUUCAUGACGAGAUAGAGAUUGAAGAUAUGGAAUAUGAUGCAGAACUGGAGACUUACUUUUAUCCCUGCCCCUGCGGGGACCGAUUUCAAAUCACAAGGGAAGAUUUACUCAGUGGCGAUGACGUUGCCCAGUGCCCGAGUUGCUCUCUAUUCAUUCGAGUAAUUUAUGACGUGGAUCAGUUACCAGGCUCUGAGGUUACCGCUCCGGUGGCGAUCGCUGUUGCCUGACGAUCAUUGCAAGAUCUAUUUUGUGAUACUUAUUCAACAUCUUAUUUUCGGUAAUUUAAGAGAACCUUAUCUAUGAUGCCACUCAUGUACAACUUCGAAUAGCAUUUUCUGGCUGCUAUGAAGUAAUAAAACGUGAUAUGGAU
Opisthorchis viverrini is the source of this 380-nucleotide messenger RNA. RefSeq lists its product as hypothetical. The record is from RefSeq and is a predicted model, not a curated record. Lineage: Eukaryota; Metazoa; Platyhelminthes; Trematoda; Opisthorchiida; Opisthorchiidae. The transcript has 3 exons. The coding region runs from base 1 to 237 and encodes 78 amino acids. Gene Ontology annotation, biological process: protein histidyl modification to diphthamide. Gene Ontology annotation, molecular function: metal ion binding.